This is a messenger RNA of Venustampulla echinocandica, 912 nucleotides long. RefSeq lists its product as uncharacterized. The record is from RefSeq and is a predicted model, not a curated record. Gene Ontology annotation, molecular function: hydrolase activity. Bases 1 to 912 code for a protein of 303 amino acids. The transcript is spliced from 2 exons. Lineage: Eukaryota; Fungi; Ascomycota; Leotiomycetes; Helotiales; Pleuroascaceae.
AUGCCUUAUUCCAAGUACCAGGGUCCCAGUUCUGAGUGGACAGAUUUCAUCCACACUACCUCGCUGCCUGUACCUAGUCCUUCAUCUGCCUCACAGACACCAGAACAGUUACGAGCAGCAACGAACACAGCUCGCCUUCAAGCCUCAGAGGAGGAUCUACAAAUCACAGGCUUGCGAGAUAAAGUAAGUUGGCAAGACCAUUGCAUACUCACUCGGGACUAUGAAAAUAUUCUUGCACGAGUUUACAAACCCAAGAAUAUGCCGUUGGAGACCCUGCUUCCUGUAUACUUGUAUUUCCAUGGCGGAGGAUAUAUCUUUGGAACACUUGACACUGAAGAUGCUAGCUGCUGUCGUAUCGUCGCAGCUUCUCCAACUCCAGGUGUCAUUGUAGUCAACGUCAACUACCGACAUACCCCAGAAUUCAAACAUCCAACUCAAUUCAACGACGCAUGGGACUCCUUUCAAUGGUUAUCGAUGCAUAUCACUAGCCUUGGAGGCGAUCCGAACCAGGUAGUUAUCGGUGGUAUUUCUGCCGGUGCUGGCCUCGCAGCUUCCAUCGUCUUGCGUGAGAACACUCGUCUGCAACAGAGCCAAACAUUGGCGAAACUGAACAUCAGAGGCCAGCUUCUGUGCAUUCCAUGGCUUGUUCACCCCGACAGGCACCCGCUCGCUACUAAUCAAAAUGCGUCAUUGAAGCAGAACACCGAUGCUCCUGUACUGCCGAUGUCACUUCUGAAGCUCUUCACCGACCUCCUCAGCAUUAAGGACCCUGCGGAUCCCUUAUUCAAUGUAGCUCUGGCUGCCGAGGGAAGUUUAAAGGGUAUGCCACGAGCGACGUUCCUGAUUGCCGGGCAGGACCUUUUAAGGGAUGACGGGUUGCUGUAUGCUGACAGAUUGGGCAAAAUCGGGUAA